Molecule: messenger RNA, 6648 nt
Organism: Drosophila teissieri
Lineage: Eukaryota; Metazoa; Arthropoda; Insecta; Diptera; Drosophilidae
Gene: nompC
Product: serine/threonine-protein phosphatase 6 regulatory ankyrin repeat subunit A
Exons: 17
Coding region: 597-5753 (1718 amino acids)
Biological process (GO): calcium ion transmembrane transport; GPI anchor biosynthetic process
Cellular component (GO): membrane; glycosylphosphatidylinositol-N-acetylglucosaminyltransferase (GPI-GnT) complex
Molecular function (GO): calcium channel activity; protein binding
Source: RefSeq, a predicted model, not a curated record
UGGCAAACGGUUGAUUUUUUCUCGUGGCUCCGAAAACGCAAGGAAAAAAAAUAGAAGGCAACUGGAAAUCCAGAGUUGAAGUUGGGGACUCUUUUUUGGCCAAAAAUAAUAAAGGGGGCACCGCCGUUAACGCACACGCAACCGAAGCCAUAAAGGGGCUAAACAUAUAAAUUUGUGUAGUAAAAGUGAAGAAAGCGAAAGAAUCAAAGUGGAAUAAUAGCGAGUGUUUUUCGGUUUGCUAGUGUGUCUCUCUGUGUGUGUGUGAUUCCUAGUGUGUCUGUUGCUGUUGCUGUUGCCAAUGAAAAUGCAAAUUGUUGGUAACAAAUAUUGGUAAAAUGCGGAGGCCGUAGGAAUUUGUGCAAUGCGAGUGCGAAGUGAAGGAGCCCGAAACUAUGCAGCUAAAAAGCAGCCAUCAUACCCCGCAUCGAAUCAAUAAUAAUACAAUAACCCAAACGUAUUACACGGAUAAUGGCAGCAUAAACCAGUUAACAUCCGACAGUGUUUCCGCAUAACCAUCUCCCAUCCCUUCGAGAAAUCCCCAUGAUUGAUCAGCGGAGGAUUGUGGAGCAGUAACUAGCGAUACCAGGGAUACCAGGAUGUCGCAGCCGCGCGGAGGGCGUGGCGGUGGGCGGGGCGGCGGAGGGGGCCGCCAAACCCCCUCCUCGCUGACCGGUCCGCCGGAUGAGUCGGCCACGCCCAGCGAACGGGCUACGCCCGCCAGCAAAGCGGACUCCGAUCCCAAGGACGACAGCUCGAGCAAUGGCGACAAGAAGGACAUGGAUCUGUUUCCAGCCCCCAAGCCGCCGAGUGCCGGCGCCUCCAUUCGGGACACGGCGAACAAGGUGCUCGGAUUGGCCAUGAAAAGCGAGUGGACGCCCAUCGAGGCGGAGCUGAAGAAGCUGGAGAAGUAUGUGGCCAAUGUGGGCGAGGAUGGCAAUCACAUACCGCUGGCCGGCGUUCACGACAUGAAUACCGGCAUGACGCCGCUGAUGUACGCAACCAAGGACAAUAAGACGGCCAUAAUGGAUCGCAUGAUUGAGCUGGGCGCCGAUGUGGGAGCCCGCAAUAAUGAUAAUUAUAAUGUGCUACACAUUGCCGCAAUGUAUUCGCGUGAGGAUGUCGUCAAAUUGUUGCUAACAAAACGCGGCGUGGAUCCCUUCUCCACCGGUGGCUCGCGCUCCCAAACUGCGGUCCAUUUGGUGUCCAGUCGACAAACUGGAACUGCAACCAAUAUCCUGCGCGCUCUGCUCGCAGCUGCUGGCAAGGAUAUCCGCUUGAAAGCGGACGGCCGUGGCAAAAUACCAUUGCUCCUGGCCGUGGAGUCGGGCAACCAGUCGAUGUGCAGGGAGCUCCUGGCUGCCCAAACCGCAGAGCAACUCAAGGCAACGACGGCCAAUGGAGACACGGCCUUGCAUUUGGCUGCCAGACGGCGGGACGUGGACAUGGUCCGCAUCCUGGUCGACUACGGAACGAAUGUGGACACGCAGAAUGGGGAGGGCCAGACGCCGCUCCAUAUCGCGGCGGCCGAAGGCGAUGAGGCACUACUCAAGUACUUCUAUGGCGUGCGCGCCUCAGCGUCCAUUGCGGACAAUCAAGAUCGCACUCCGAUGCACUUGGCCGCCGAGAAUGGGCACGCGCACGUCAUCGAGAUACUGGCCGACAAGUUCAAGGCGAGCAUCUUCGAGCGCACCAAGGAUGGCAGCACGCUGAUGCACAUUGCGUCACUCAACGGUCAUGCUGAGUGCGCCACGAUGCUCUUCAAGAAGGGCGUCUACCUCCACAUGCCCAACAAGGAUGGAGCCCGGAGUAUUCACACCGCCGCCGCCUAUGGCCACACGGGCAUCAUCAACACGCUGCUGCAGAAGGGCGAAAAAGUGGACGUGACCACCAAUGAUAACUACACCGCACUGCACAUAGCCGUGGAGUCGGCCAAGCCCGCCGUCGUGGAAACCCUGCUGGGAUUCGGUGCAGAUGUCCAUGUCCGUGGAGGAAAGCUGCGUGAGACUCCGCUGCACAUUGCGGCGCGAGUGAAGGAUGGUGAUAGGUGUGCCCUCAUGCUGCUGAAGUCGGGAGCCAGUCCGAAUCUGACCACGGACGACUGUCUGACCCCCGUCCACGUGGCGGCCCGUCAUGGCAAUCUGGCCACGUUGAUGCAACUCCUCGAGGACGAAGGCGAUCCGCUGUACAAAUCAAAUACUGGAGAGACACCGCUGCACAUGGCCUGUCGAGCCUGCCAUCCGGACAUUGUGCGCCAUCUGAUCGAGACGGUGAAGGAGAAACACGGUCCGGAUAAGGCCACCACCUAUAUAAACUCGGUCAACGAGGACGGCGCCACGGCGUUGCAUUACACCUGCCAAAUCACCAAGGAGGAGGUCAAGAUUCCCGAAUCCGACAAGCAGAUCGUUCGCAUGCUCCUCGAAAACGGUGCGGAUGUUACGUUACAAACGAAAACUGCCCUGGAGACCGCCUUCCACUACUGCGCCGUCGCUGGCAACAACGAUGUGCUGAUGGAGAUGAUCUCCCACAUGAAUCCCACGGACAUCCAGAAGGCCAUGAACCGGCAAUCGUCGGUGGGCUGGACUCCGCUGCUGAUCGCCUGCCAUCGAGGGCACAUGGAGCUGGUCAAUAAUCUUCUGGCGAAUCACGCUCGAGUGGAUGUCUUCGAUACGGAGGGACGGUCUGCCUUGCAUUUGGCUGCGGAGCGAGGAUACUUGCAUGUGUGUGAUGCCCUGCUGACCAAUAAGGCUUUCAUUAACUCGAAGUCGCGCGUGGGACGCACUGCACUCCAUUUGGCAGCCAUGAAUGGGUUUACGCACCUGGUGAAGUUCCUGAUCAAGGAUCACAAUGCGGUUAUCGAUAUUCUAACGUUGAGAAAGCAAACGCCGCUCCAUUUGGCGGCAGCCAGCGGGCAGAUGGAGGUCUGCCAGCUGCUCCUCGAGCUGGGCGCCAAUAUCGAUGCGACGGACGAUCUGGGCCAGAAGCCCAUCCAUGUCGCCGCCCAGAACAACUACUCUGAAGUGGCCAAACUCUUCCUGCAGCAGCAUCCCUCCCUGGUGAAUGCCACCAGCAAGGAUGGCAACACCUGUGCCCACAUCGCCGCCAUGCAGGGAUCCGUCAAGGUGAUCGAGGAGCUGAUGAAGUUCGAUCGAUCCGGUGUGAUUUCGGCGCGGAAUAAACUCACAGAUGCCACGCCCCUUCAGCUGGCCGCAGAGGGCGGACAUGCGGAUGUGGUGAAGGCUCUGGUGCGAGCAGGUGCCUCCUGCACUGAGGAGAACAAGGCGGGCUUCACCGCCGUCCAUUUGGCGGCACAGAAUGGCCAUGGUCAGGUCUUGGAUGUGCUGAAGAGCACCAACUCCCUGAGGAUCAAUAGCAAAAAGUUGGGUCUGACGCCGCUCCAUGUGGCCGCCUACUAUGGACAGGCGGAUACCGUGCGGGAAUUGCUGACCAGUGUGCCCGCCACCGUCAAGUCGGAGACUCCAACGGGACAAAGCUUGUUCGGGGAUCUGGGCACGGAGUCGGGCAUGACGCCACUGCACUUGGCGGCCUUUUCCGGCAACGAGAACGUGGUGCGACUGCUCCUCAACUCCGCGGGUGUUCAAGUGGAUGCGGCGACCAUCGAGAACGGCUAUAAUCCACUCCAUUUGGCUUGCUUCGGUGGUCACAUGUCAGUGGUCGGUUUGCUCCUGAGUCGGUCGGCGGAACUCCUCCAAUCGCAGGAUCGUAACGGCAGGACGGGCCUGCAUAUCGCCGCCAUGCAUGGCCACAUCCAGAUGGUGGAGAUUCUGCUCGGCCAGGGCGCGGAGAUCAACGCAACCGAUCGGAACGGUUGGACGCCACUGCAUUGUGCUGCCAAAGCUGGCCACUUGGAGGUGGUGAAGUUGCUGUGCGAGGCGGGUGCCUCACCGAAAUCGGAGACCAACUACGGUUGCGCCGCCAUUUGGUUCGCCGCCUCCGAGGGACACAACGAGGUCCUGCGCUAUCUGAUGAACAAGGAGCACGACACCUACGGCCUGAUGGAGGACAAGCGAUUCGUCUACAACCUGAUGGUGGUGUCCAAGAACCACAACAACAAGCCCAUCCAGGAGUUUGUGCUCGUAUCACCAGCGCCCGUGGAUACGGCUGCCAAGCUGUCCAACAUCUACAUAGUACUCUCCACGAAGGAAAAAGAGCGCGCCAAGGAUCUGGUAGCUGCUGGCAAACAGUGCGAGGCCAUGGCCACGGAGCUCUUGGCCCUGGCAGCUGGCUCAGAUUCCGCCGGAAAGAUCCUGCAAGCCACCGAUAAGCGGAACGUGGAGUUUCUCGACGUCCUCAUCGAAAACGAGCAGAAGGAAGUGAUUGCCCACACGGUGGUGCAGCGCUACUUGCAAGAACUCUGGCACGGCUCCCUGACGUGGGCUUCCUGGAAGAUCCUUCUGCUGCUCGUCGCCUUCAUAGUGUGCCCACCAGUGUGGAUUGGAUUCACCUUCCCGAUGGGCCACAAGUUCAACAAGGUGCCCAUCAUCAAGUUCAUGUCGUACCUAACCUCUCACAUUUACCUCAUGAUCCACCUGAGCAUCGUGGGCAUAACGCCCAUUUAUCCGGUGCUCCGAUUGAGUCUGGUGCCCUACUGGUACGAGGUGGGUCUUUUGAUCUGGCUGAGUGGACUGCUCCUCUUCGAGCUGACGAAUCCGUCGGACAAGUCGGGACUGGGAUCGAUAAAGGUGCUGGUGCUGCUGCUCGGCAUGGCCGGUGUGGGUGUCCAUGUGUCGGCAUUUCUCUUCGUCUCCAAGGAGUACUGGCCAACUUUGGUAUAUUGCCGCAAUCAGUGCUUCGCGUUGGCCUUCCUGUUGGCCUGUGUGCAGAUUCUGGACUUCUUGUCCUUCCACCACCUCUUCGGACCCUGGGCCAUCAUCAUUGGGGAUCUGCUGAAGGAUCUGGCCCGGUUUUUGGCCGUCCUGGCCAUCUUUGUGUUUGGCUUUUCCAUGCACAUUGUGGCCCUCAAUCAGAGUUUUGCCAACUUUUCGCCGGAGGAUCUGCGCAGCUUCGAGAAGAAGAAUCGAAAUAGAGGCUAUUUCAGUGACGUGCGCAUGCAUCCGAUUAACUCGUUCGAGUUGUUGUUCUUCGCCGUGUUCGGACAAACGACGACCGAGCAAACGCAAGUUGACAAAAUCAAAAAUGUAGCCACGCCCACUCAACCGUAUUGGGUUGAGUACCUGUUCAAAAUUGUCUUUGGCAUUUACAUGUUGGUGUCGGUGGUUGUGCUCAUUAACCUGCUGAUUGCUAUGAUGUCAGACACCUAUCAACGCAUCCAGGCCCAAUCCGACAUCGAGUGGAAAUUCGGCUUGUCCAAGCUUAUACGCAAUAUGCAUCGCACCACAACAGCGCCAUCGCCGCUUAAUUUAGUUACCACCUGGUUUAUGUGGAUCGUCGAGAAGGUCAAGACACGCAUGAAGAAAAAGAAGCGUCCAAGUCUGGUACAGAUGAUGGGAAUACGUCAGGCCAGUCCGCGAACCAAAGCCGGCGCCAAGUGGCUGUCGAAGAUCAAGAAAGACUCGGUGGCCCUGUCGCAGGUCCAUCUGUCGCCCCUGGGAUCACAGGCCAGCUUCUCGCAGGCCAAUCAGAAUCGCAUCGAGAACGUGGCCGACUGGGAGGCGAUUGCCAAAAAGUACCGGGCACUGGUGGGCGACGAGGAGGGCGGAUCGCUCAAGGACUCGGACGCGGAGAGUGGAUCGCAGGAGGGCAGCGGAGCACCUCAGCCACCGGCACAGGUCUAAGCUUCAUCUAUCUCUUCAAACUAUCCUUCCUGACUAUCCCUAUCUCUUCUCGACUAUCCAAGCGCCUCUCCUUCUGUAACUCUAAGAUCUAACCCUAAGAAACUCUAUCCCUAAGCUGCACCUUGGGUAUGGUUUUCUCACACUCUGGUUAACUUAAGAGCACUUUCUUUUUGGUUUAGCUGGAGUUUGGGAAAACCAAGCCGAAAUCCCUAAGUUAAGCCUUCACUUUCUAAACUAAUUUUAGCUAGAAUAUUGAAAUUGUUUUGUGUAACCUUUGAUGCGUCAGCUGGUUGUUUAUUUUGAUAUGAUUUUCUGUCGGAGAUUUCUACGAUAAGCGAAACAACAACAAAAAAACAGUUUUCCAUGUUCGAGAUUUUUGAAGUAAGUAAGUUAAUUCGUCCUUUUUGGAGCCACUUUGCCUUACAAUUUUUGAAACCAACUCCUAGCAUUUUGUAUUAAGCUAAUGAUUGCGAUCAAUCAAUUGACCAUAUCGUUAAUAAUGAUUGUCUUAGAUGUUAAGUAAAUCUAUCUCUAGCUUCUUUCGAAGCUAAAGGCAACCGGUUUUAUAUAAAUAUCGCAUAAUCUCAUUGUUUUCCGGUAAUUGUCAGGUAGCUACAUCCACUCUACUUGCUAAGCUUUGAUUCAUUUUGAUAACAAAUGAGCGCCUAAAAAUUGUUAAUUGUACUUGAAUGUAAAUAAAUAAGUCAUAUUUUAAAUGAUUGCAUUAUUGCUUUCGCUUUUACUCAUUGCAUACUUUUCGGCGGCGUUGGCAUGUAGCGCCAUCUGUCGGGUUAAUAAAUAUAUGUUUUUCAUAAUUGCUUAAUUUAAUUCUUUUUGAAAAUUCGUUUAAAUUAAUUUUUUUUUAUUUAAUGUUAUUUAAGACGGAGUUUUAAAG